GCGCGCUGGGGAGGGGUGUCGAGCGCGGGUACGAGAAAUCUGCGCGGACCUCCGAGUUUUAUGUUUAUGUCACUGCUCGUUCCCCUAAACCUGCAGGUGCGCUGCUCCCUCCUCAGCGGCGUUGCGGAGCUGGAGGAGGCAGCCUGGGCCGCCAUCGCCGCUGGUGCCGCGGCCGGGGGCGCGCUCGCCGCCGUGCCCCUGGGGGCUGCGGGCGCGUGCCCCGUCGGACGCCUCGUCUCUGCGGCGCUCUCGCCGCAGGGGCGGGCCGCGUGGAGCGAGGCGCUGGCCCGGCGCAGCGUGCCGGGCGUGGCGCUGGCCUUGGCUGCCACUGCUGCCUGCGGGGGCACUGUGGCCUCGGUGCUCCCGCCAGAGGCAGAGCUGCCUGCGGUGGUGGCCGCCUGCGCCGCCGGCGUGUCGCAGUGUGCCCCGGGCGAGCUGCGAGACGCCAGCUGCCUGGCGCUCGUGACGCUCCUGACCUCCGCGGCCUACUCGCACACGUCCAGGGCGCAGGCGCUGCACAGGGGCGCGUGCCUGCGGAAGGCGUUCGAGGCGGUCGCGGGCGCGCACGAGGAGCCCAGCGCGCAGGCUGCCGAGGAGGACUGGGCUACGAGUCCAGUGCUCUUGUACCUGCUGCUCGUCAUUAGGGCUGGGCCACGCUGGCUCGACCUCGGGCAGCUUUCCCAGCACGCCUGCUCCCUCGCGAGGCUGGCGCGGGCGCCCCGAGGCAGCGGGCCGCGGCGCCUGCUGGCGCUGCGCGUGCUGGAGGCGGUGGCGGAGGCGGGCGGGGCCGCGCUGCCCUGCCAGCGGGCGGUGCUGCAGCAGGCGGUGGGCGACGGGUCCGCCUGGGCCGCCGCCGAGGCGGAGAUGGCCGAGGUGGCGGCAGCGCAGCGGCUGCAUCUGGCGGAGGACACGGCGGCGGACCUUCUGCAGCAGCUGCGCGCGCGCGUGGCCGAGCGCCUCUGCGCCGCGCUGGGCUCCUGAGGCUGGCCAGCCGGAGCAGCGCCGGCACGGCGCCGCGCAAAGGUGCCGCCGCGUGUGCGCGCCUGGCGCCACAGAUGCCGUCGGCCGCGCGGCAGGAGUGGCCUUCGCCCAAGCCCCGACCUCCACUGCAGUGCAGAGCCCGGCAGGUAGUUCUGGUGGUCGUUUUCAACCUCCUGGGGCCUCCUCGCCGGGCACUGUGAACGCCCACGAGCAGCUCGAAUCCCAAACCGGC
Messenger RNA from Prorocentrum cordatum, 1213 nucleotides. The record is from the annotation of a GenBank genome assembly. Lineage: Eukaryota; Dinophyceae; Prorocentrales; Prorocentraceae.